Drosophila sulfurigaster albostrigata is the source of this 4076-nucleotide messenger RNA. It is a transcript of the gene Gadd45, whose product is annotated as growth arrest and DNA damage-inducible protein GADD45 alpha. Bases 345 to 824 code for a protein of 159 amino acids. Lineage: Eukaryota; Metazoa; Arthropoda; Insecta; Diptera; Drosophilidae. The record is from RefSeq and is a predicted model, not a curated record. The transcript has a single exon. Gene Ontology annotation, biological process: regulation of cell cycle. Gene Ontology annotation, cellular component: nucleus; cytoplasm.
CGUUGGGCAUUCAUUGUGAAAUUGCAACUCAAAAUUGAAACAAGCACAGACCGAGACGGUUAAACGGAUUUUUAAAGCGCGCUGCGUAAACGUGAAAAGAAUUUCAUAAUCAAAAGUUAAUAGACCGCAAAUUGCCGAGGAAUACAAUCAACGGGCAAACGCUAAUAACAGCAACAAAAGCAACAAUAAACAAAGCAGUGAUACCACAACACACAAAAGUGCCACACACAAACUAUACAAACAUUGAAGCAAAAAAACUUUGCCACAAACCAAAAGUGCAAACAGAAGCUGUAAAAAUAGCUCAAAAUCAAGUGACAAGCUCCGAAAUUAGCAACUCAUACAAAAUGGUCGUUGAGGAAUCUGUCAACAUGCACUACACACACAACCACAACAUGGAAUUGGCCGAUUGCGAUACGCCAAUCGGUCGCACCGUCAAAUCAGCUCUUCUGCGAGCCCAAUCUGAAUCUCGAGUGAUCGUCGGACUAUCAGCAGCCAUCAAUGUGCUCUCCAAGUCACCGGAGGGUUCACUCUUCUGCCUGAUGGCCGUGCCCAAGGACGGCGAUUCAGCCACACACAUGCACGAGGUGCUACUGGAGGCGUUUUGCUACGAGAACGACAUCUAUGUGAUCAAGGUGGACGACGCCACCAAGCUGAGCCGCAUUUUGGGCCAGGAAAGCAUCGAAUCAUGCUGCCUGGUGCAAAAGACCUGGGCUGGCGAUCAGAUCGAGGAGCAUCUGAACAAGGCCGAGAAUCAAUUGGUCGACUACUGCGAGGCCCAUUGGGAUGCACCACAACAUCCCAUCGUUCAGCUGCCAGUCGUAUAAACUAUGAGAUGGAUCAGACGAUUUAAUUGAACAGCCCGUUACAGUGGGGCAAAACAUGGUUUAAAUUGAUGCAACAACCAAUAAGAACAGCAACCAGUUAAGACAAGGUUAAUGUACCCAAAACGUUUGGAGAGUUCUGCGGAAACCGACGUAUUGGGACAUAUCCCAAUUACAUAUACAUAUUAUAUAUCAUAUAAUAUACAUACACAUACAUAUGUAUAAGUGUAUAUAGGAGGAGCGGCUUAAUCAGAAGAGUAGCUGCGACGAUGGCCAAUUAUCAUACGCUAGAUUGAAGGAGAGUGAAGGAGAGAGCAGAGAUCGUGAGAGGCAGCCGACGACCUUCGUUGGAGCAGCAUCAACAGCAGCAGCAGCCGAGAAUGCAAUGGAACUUGCAGCAGUCACAACAACAAUACCAACAACAACUACGGCUGCUGCGGAAGUGCGCCUCACACACACCAUCACACUCUGGGACUUACACUCUCUGGCUCUCUCUUUAAUCUGGCAGCAAUUUCGCAACCAGAGGCAAAUACAAUUCAUACACGCACACAACCACAAAGCCAUGCGCACACACAUAAGCGCGUGACCAGCUGCUGGUUUUUUUUUCAUCCAGUUCGCUUUAAGCGUAAAACAAAUUAUUAAAUAAUUGAGAUUUACGAUGAACAGAUUUCCAUUCUAAUUGUUAAACAUAAACAAAAAGAAAAAUACAACACAAAAAAAAAUGUAUUGUAAUUUGUAUUUUAAAGUUAAAGUUUUGUUAUGUUAGCUUUUCUUAAAAACCAGCGUAUUAAUAAAUACAAAAGAAAGUACAACAAAAAAAUGUUAUUUAAUUUUAAGAAAAAAUUAAAAAAAGAAUUUUUGAAAAAAAAAAAAUAUAAAUAAAAAUUAUAAAAAAAACCAAAAACUUUUCAGUCUUAUCAAUUUCAAAUUUUCAGCUCUUUUUUACAGCGAUUUCUGAACUUUGCUUGAAUGACGAACUUAUUGGUUAUCUGUCAAAAUUACAGAUAAGACCAAGUUUAGGGGAAAAAACUUUGGAAGAUCAAAGAACAAACAGAACAUUGUUUUAGCAUUUGGGGAAUUCUUUGUACCUUUUGAUAUGAUGUUGAAAUUUUCCCAAUAUCUUGGAAAUAAAAUGAAAAUAAAGUCCUAAAACAUUUUAGACGCUUUUACCAAUUUUCAGAUAGAAGUUUUUCAAUAUUUCUGGUGUGACGAACACACCAAAAAUUAUCCUGACGUCAAGCAUAACAAAUCUCUUAAGCAUAGAUAUAUCAAAAGCUGGUGGAAGUGAUCCAUCUAUUGGCCACAUUAUCAACGGUGUUUCCCCAAUGAAUCGACAAACAGAGGCACGUUCUUAUCAAUAAUACUCGCUAAAUUAAGUGAACAUAAUUGCUCGGAAUCGCUACAGCAAACUGGAUCCGAGCAGCUGUCCCGUAAAAUGCUACCAGAUUGCCAGCCAUGGCAAUUAAAUAAUCGUAUGAGCAUUGGCACGUUUCGGCCACCGAGAUUUGAAUGUUAAUCAAUGUCCAGACAGCUCAGACAAUCGUGCCAAACAAUUUGGAAAAAUUUUAAGCAGCUCAGCAAACGUUUCCAUAUGAUCCCUUGUUUGAUUGGCUUGGAUACAAAAUUAUAGGUCAGAUCGCUUAGAGACAACGAAAGAAGUAGCAGAAUCAUUCGACCUCUUCUUAAAGAUAAUUAUAUAAUAAAUCUUUCUGAUUUUCAUUCCUAGGGUACGAAAUAAUUGAAGAGUGCAUUAAUUAGCUUUACUACUGUUUCACACGUAUCUAAUGAAAGUAUAGUUUACUUACAAUAUUUAUAUGGGAAAUUAACUAAUUGUAUGUAAUUAAGGAAAUGAUUUACUCAAAGCGGUUCGCUAACCUGAUAAUUAGAUAAGCGGCAUCCAAAGUACUAGCACCAGACAAAGUGUUAACUAAGGCCCUCUGUUUGAAUUAUCAAUACUCGAUACUCAUGACUUUGGUACUUGAUUAAUAAUUCAAUCGAAGUACGCCGGACUUUACACCUUCACAGUCUGCGGAUCCACGUAAAUUUAGCGUUAAUUCCAAAGAACAAGAUCUCACACUCAUUAUGAUUCGCUCUCAUCUCAAUUGGAAUUGGCCGAGUCAUGCGAUAUAUUGAGUAAUGAGACAUGUGCUCAUUGACUCUGAGCAACUGAAUUGAAUUUGGUUUUGCAUACAAGGGGAAUACCUUUUACCCAUAUUGCAAAACAAUAACCGGCACUUGUUCAAUGUUCGGUGUUUGGUGUAAAAAGGCAUUAGGUGUAUAAGAGGCCUAACCUCAGAGAAAUCUCUGGGGGUAGUUCACAUUUACUCAAUUGUGUUUGCUCAAUAGCGGGAAGCAUUUAGCGUGACUUGCGAUGCGAAUCUGAGAAUGCAAAAUGAUCGAUAUGAAAACGGAGGCUGAAGCAGCAGUUGUCAAGGCAGACGACCCCCGGCCCGUCUCGGCCUGGCCCGGGCCAAAGACUGAACAAGAUUGAACAUGACAGAGUGCAAACUUCACAAACGACAAUGGUGAUGUCGUUGAAGGUAAAUGAUUCAUAUAAAUAACGCUGCUGCCGUUUUGGUGCUAUCCCCAAAAUUAGCAUAUUCUAAACUGAGAUCGUAUAUACGUCAAAUGGAAUAACCGUAGCCACAAAUACCGCUCAGAGCAAACUAGUUUGAUACGUGAUUGCUCAGCGAGAAACGCAAACCGAACAUCGAACAGCGACUCAAAACCCAUUAACUCUCCACACCGAUACUCAACGUGAGACCCAGCUGAAGCGAUGCCAACCACUGUAUGUACAUGUGAUUGCCAUGAAAGCGUGCUAAUUACGAGGCGUGCACCACUUGAGCUCAGCGCUGAGCGAUUUUUUUUUUUUCAAGAGAGAAUCAAUAUACUUGGGACUAGAUUUAACGCGUAUUUAACUGUUAUUUGUUUUGAUUUUAAUAAUUCCGUUUUAAGCUGGAAAACUUGUUUUUACUUGUAAAUACGAAUUAUUAUAAAUUUUAUUGUUGUUUUUUUUUUUUUAUUAUUUGCGUACGAACGUUCGUGCCAUUGUUGUUUGUGUUGAUGGCGUUUUCCUCAUAAAUGCGAAUAUAAAACAAGUCGCGUUAUCAAUUUGCUGUAUGCUCCCAAACACGGAUUACGCCUCUGUACUAUCUCUGGGGAUUUCUACGGAAUUGCUGUCGCUGUUUGGCAAAAACCAAGAGAACACUAAAACCAGAGCAAACGAUAACAAAGCUUAGACGAGUGCCGUUUACU